This is a messenger RNA of Kogia breviceps (pygmy sperm whale), 2031 nucleotides long. NCBI's taxonomy places the organism in Eukaryota, Metazoa, Chordata, Mammalia, Artiodactyla, Physeteridae. The record is from RefSeq and is a predicted model, not a curated record.
GGACUUGGGAGGGGGGCGCUUUUUCCGUCGUCCUUUCCCCGAGUGCAUGAGCCCUCCUCCACCCUUCCCUCUGUCGCUGUGGACCCUGCUCCCACGGGUCCCUUCCGUCUGUCUGUCUCGGGACCUCCCUUCCGUCUGGCCACCGUGACAGGUCCCUUCCCAAGCCCCUAGGGACAGCAGAGGACUUGGGGACCAGCAAGCACCCCCAGGGCACGAGAAAAGCCUCUGCCAUCUGCCCUGCCUCAUCCUGCCCCACGCCAGGCCCAGCCGCCCCGGCCCCCGGCUGCAUCAAGUGGAGGAGGAGGAGGUGGAGGAGGGUGGCACCAUGGGCCUGGGCCGUGCCCUCCAUGCCCGGGGGAUGAAGACACUGCUGCCAUGGACAGCCCGUGCCAGCCGCAGCCCCUGAGUCAGGCUCUCCCUCAGUUGCCGGGUUCGGUGUCCGAGCCCUUGGAGCCUAGCAGGGCCAGAAUGGGGGUGGAGAGUUACCUGCCUUGUCCCCUGCUGUCCUACCACCGUCCAGGAGGGCCUGGUGAGGCCUCGGCGGGGAGUGGGACCCCCAGAGCCACAGCUACUUCCACCACAGCCAGCCCCCUGCGGGAGGGCUUCGGUGGGCAGGAUGGCGGCGAGCUGCGGCCGCUGCAGAGUGAGGGUGCUGCGGCACUGGUCACCAAGGGGUGCCAGCGACUGGCAGCCCAGGGCGCCCGGCCCGAGGCCCCCAAACGGAAAUGGGCAGAGGAUGGUGGGGAUGCCCCCGCCCCCAGCAAGCGGCCCUGGGCCAGGCAGGAGAACCAGGAGGCGGAGGCAGAGGGGGAGGGCUGCAGCAGUGGCAGUGGUGAGGCCAGCGCCGGGCUGAGGGAGGAGGUGCUGCCCGCUGCGCCUGAGCGCCUGGCCCUGGACUAUAUUGUGCCCUGCAUGCGGUACUAUGGCAUCUGCGUCAAGGACAGCUUCCUGGGGGCGGCACUGGGUGGCCGAGUGCUGGCAGAGGUGGAGGCCCUGAAGCGGGGCGGGCGCCUGCGUGAUGGGCAGCUAGUGAGCCAGCGGGCUAUCCCGCCACGCAGCAUCCGUGGGGACCAGAUUGCCUGGGUGGAAGGCCAUGAGCCAGGCUGCCGAAGCAUCGGUGCCCUCAUGGCCCACGUGGAUGCUGUAAUCCGCCACUGUGCUGGGAGGCUGGGCAGCUACGUCAUCAAUGGGCGCACCAAGGCCAUGGUGGCAUGUUACCCAGGUAACGGGCUGGGGUACGUGAGACACGUUGACAAUCCCCAUGGCGAUGGGCGCUGCAUCACCUGCAUCUAUUACCUGAAUCAGAACUGGGACGUCAAGGUGCAUGGCGGCCUGCUGCAGAUAUUCCCUGAGGGCCGUCCCGUGGUAGCCAACAUCGAGCCACUCUUUGACCGGCUGCUCAUUUUCUGGUCUGAUCGGCGGAACCCUCAUGAGGUGAAACCAGCCUAUGCCACCAGGUACGCCAUCACUGUCUGGUAUUUUGAUGCCAAGGAGCGAGCAGCAGCCAAAGACAAGUAUCAGCUAGGUACCGGCUUCCCAAGCAGUGUCCCCUCCCUCAACUCCUUCCUAUUCCAUGUACCUCCCUAGGCCUCAAGCCACCUCAUCAGUCUCUCACUGAAUCCUGUCACUCAUCUUUCCCCAUCUUUGCCGACCUUCCCUAGACAGUUCACUCUCCUGGUAUCCCCAGCAUGAGCCCCAUCUCUUCUGGUCAUCUCCCCGUCUUCCCAGGUUUCCUUGGUCUCUUAGUUCCGUCCCUGAUGACUCAGUCUCCUGUCCCCCUUCACCCCCAGCAUCAGGACAGAAAGGUGUCCAAGUACCUGUAUCACAGCAGACUACGCCCACCUAGUGGCUAGCCCCAGAGCUGCACGGACAGACAGCUUGCCCUGACUUCGGGACAGCCCUGGGCCCGGUGCUGCCAGUCACGGUGCCUGCUCCUUCCCCGCCACUGCCGCUGCUUCUGACUUUGCCUCUGUUCUGCCUGGUGUGGAGGGCUCCAUCCAUCACUGAGGACCAAGGAGGAGGAGAGACCUC